Molecule: messenger RNA, 5650 nt
Organism: Pantherophis guttatus
Lineage: Eukaryota; Metazoa; Chordata; Lepidosauria; Squamata; Colubridae
Gene: DOC2B
Product: double C2 domain beta
Biological process (GO): exocytosis; regulation of calcium ion-dependent exocytosis; spontaneous neurotransmitter secretion
Cellular component (GO): synapse; membrane
Source: RefSeq, a predicted model, not a curated record
CCUCUGCGGGCUCCUGGCGGCAGCAACAGCGGCACCAGCACCGGCAGCAGCAGAGGCGACGCGGACGGCCCCAGCAGCAGCAGCCUCCUUCUUCCCCGGGCGCCGCCCGCAUGAGCCACCGCAAAGGCGACAAGCCUCCCAUCAGCAUCCAGGAGCACAUGGCUAUCGACGUCUGCCCGGGUCCCAUCCGCCCCAUCAAGCAGAUCUCCGACUACUUCCCGCGUUUCCCCCGCGGCCUCCCCGCCGCCGCUUUGCUCACCCGAGCCAGAGCUUGCAGCAACGCCGCGCUUCCACCUCGGCCGGCCCCUAGCCCGGCCGGGACCCCUCCGCCCCGGGACGACGAGGAAGACCUCGACCAACUCUUCGGCGCUUACGGCACCGGAGAGACCCCCAGCCCCGCCGGCAAAGCGCGACCCCCGGAUCAGCAACAGCAACAGCAGCAGCAGCAGCAGGAGGAGGAUCAGGACCCCCCUACCCAUCAUCCACCCCCGGCCCGCCCGGAGGAAGAAGAAGAGGAAGCCGACGGCUACGAAUCCGACGAUUGCACUGCGCUGGGGACGUUAGAUUUCAUCUUGCUGUACGAUCAGGAAAACAACGCGCUUCACUGCACGAUCAACAAAGCCAAGGGCCUGAAGCCGAUGGAUCAUAAUGGGCUUGCUGAUCCAUACGUGAAAUUGCACUUACUCCCUGGAGCCAGUAAGGCGAACAAACUGAGGACCAAAACUUUGCGGAAUACAUUAAACCCCGCUUGGAACGAAACCCUCACGUAUUACGGGAUCACCGACGAAGACAUGAUCCGCAAAACACUCAGGAUCUCGGUUUGCGACGAGGACAAGUUCCGUCACAACGAGUUCAUUGGCGAAACGAGGAUUCCUCUCAAGAAACUGAAGCCCAACCAGACUAAGAAAUUCAACAUUUGCCUGGAGAAGCAGCUGCCGAUGGACAAAAUGGAAGACAAGUCGCUGGAGGAGCGUGGCCGAAUCCUUGUUUCCUUGAAAUACAGUUCUCAGAAACAGGGCCUGCUGGUCGGCAUCGUCCGCUGCGCCCACUUGGCUGCCAUGGACGCGAACGGUUACUCCGAUCCCUACGUGAAAACCUACUUGAAACCAGACGAGGACAAGAAAUCGAAGCAUAAGACGGCCGUGAAGAAGAAAACCCUCAACCCUGAAUUUAAUGAGGAAUUUUUGUAUGAGAUAAAGCAUGGCGAUUUGACCAAGAAGACCUUGGAGGUGACAGUCUGGGACUAUGACAUUGGCAAAUCCAACGAUUUUAUUGGUGGCGUAGUUCUGGGCAUCAACGCCAAAGGGGAUCGUCUGAAGCACUGGUUUGACUGCUUAAAAAACAAGGAUAAGAAAAUCGAACGGUGGCACACGCUUACCAACGAAUUACCGGGAGCUCUUCUUAGCGACUGACUGUCAAGAUCUCGAACCCGGGAUCGACAAACGUCAGAAGAGACCGCUGGCUGCGGAUUGUGGGUUGCUUGACCGCACACGAUUCAUUUAGGGCCUCCCGGGCGCGGAGGGGAGAAACGGGCUGGGCAAGGGGCAUGGCUCAUUUUCCGGCGACUCCAAUCCGAAGUGGUUUGGUUUCUUGGUCGUUUGGCAAAUCCGUGCUAGAGGGUUUUUUUUUUUUUUUUUCUGGGAUGCCUUGAACCCCGUGUGUGUUUGUGUGUACGUGUGACAAGAGUGUGUGCGUUUGGGGAAAAGUUACCCUGCAUGUAUUACAGUGGUGAUUUAUAUGAAUAUUCUGAAUUUCAGGCUUGAAAAGUCAGCCUCUAAAUACGUUUCAACAGGUUUACUAAGUCUCUAAAACAGAGAUGUCCAAUUUUGGCAGCUUUUAAGACCUGUGGACUUCAACUCCCAGAAUUCCCCAGCCAGCCAUAAAUGGCUGGCUGGGGAAUUCUGGGAACUGAAGUCCACAGAUCUUAAUGUUGCUAAUGUUGGAUAUUCCUACUCUACUAGAAAAUGCUCUGGAUUGCAUUUUUGGCGGGUGGAUAAUUUGGAGCAGGGCCUUUUCCUGCGUUUAACGUUUACGGUGAUUUUAGUUCUUGGUUUGCGUGCCUGCUGCGUGUAUGUGUAUGUGCGCAUGUAUACAUGUGUGUCUGGUUGUGCAAUGAAAGUUUGCUGUACUUAUGGCGUCCCUAGUGUUUUAGCUGCCCUUCCAGACAAUCUGUACAAAACCACAAAGGGCUGUGUAACUAAUUACUCAUUGUACACCCCCGAAUAGCGUUUUUGUGUUUCUUCGGCUUUACCUCUAAUUUACCAAAAAAAAAACAAUGCAAAAUUCUAAAAAGAGCAGCUCAAAAUUUCUCAUCCGUUCAAAAUACGGCAGUCCUCGGCUUACGACCACAACGGAACCCCAUAUUUUGGUUGCUAAACGAGACAGUUAAGCAUACUAUCUCGGGCCGUGAUAAGAGACAUAUCUGUGGGCACCCGAGCUUUGCCCUGGCUCAGCUCCAGUGUGCAUGCGCGCACUAGCCAGCUGAUUUUCGGGCCUUCUGGGCCCACCGGAAGUCGGGAAACGGGCCAUUUCCGGCUUCCGGGGGUGUGUGGGGAAAGCCGUUUUUGCCCUCCCCAGGCUCCAAGAAAGGCUCUGGAUCCUGGGGAGGGUGAAAAAACAAGCCUACCGGGCCAUCACUUAUCAAAAGUGGGAGGAGCACAGGGGAGUCACACAUGCAUGCACAGGGGGUGGGGCACAUUGAAUUCUGGGUGGGGGCAUGCGCAUGCACGACCCCCCCAGGCUCUCCCCGCUUUUGGCACGCGACGGCAAAAAGGUUAGCCAUCACUGAUCUACGGAAUUUGGGGAGUUAGACUAGAACCGUGAUGGCGAACCUAUGGCACGCGUGCCCGAAGUGGCACGCAGAGCCAUCUUUCCGGGCACUGGAGCUGUCACCUAACUCACCUGCAGCUGUGCAUGUGCAUGGGCCCCAGCUGGUGUUCGGACUUCCGGUGCACAUGCGCGCAAUUCAGGGGACCCAGCUGGUCUUCGGAGCUCUCCUGCGCACUCGUGCACAUUUGCACAUAUGCGUAAGUCCUUCCUGCAACGCAUGCAUGCAUAGAUGAUGUUCGCACGGGUGCAUUGCACGCAUGGAAACUGUGAGCAUGAGCAGAUGGUGCGGUUGUGCACACAACGCACAGGGAAGGAUCUGCGCGUUAGCACGGAUAGCACGGGUGCUCGCGAAGCACAUACCUGUUCGGCACACGGUGAAUAAAAGGUUUGCCACCACUGGAAUAGAAUAACAGAGUUGGAAGGGACCUUGGAGGUCUUCUAGUCCAACCCCCUGCUCAGGCAGGAAACCCUGUACCAUUUUAAAUAGUUGUCCCAAUCUCUUCUUAAACACUUCCAGUGUUGGAGCAUUCACAACUUCUGGAGGCAAGUAGUUCCACUGAUUAAUUGUUCCUACCUGUGAUGGGCUGCUGCCGGUUCAGGUGGUAGUUGUGACCUGUCAUCCUAUUUAGCCGCAUUUUUUAAGCUGCAUGCAUGCGUGUGUGCGCAAGAGUAAAGCAUAUGCGCAAAGGCAGGUGCGCGCAUUUUCAGUGCUGGGGCAAACCGGUUGUUAAUUCAUGUGCCGUCCACCUCUGAAUCUUACUGUCAGGAAAUUCUGGGAAUUCUGACUGGAGAAUUCUGGGAGUUGAAGUCCACCCAUCUUAAAACAGGCUAGCUGGGGAAUUCUGGGAGCUGAAGUCCACCCAUCGUAAUCCAAACAGGCUUUUCCGAAAGGCAACUGGACAUCCUUGGUUUUUUGUCCUUGAAAACAUUUCGCUUCUCAUCCCAAAAAACUUCUUAAGAACCGAAGAAGCUCCUUGGAUGAGAAGUGAAAUGUCUUCAAGGUCAAACAACGAAAGCCCAGUUGCCUUGUGGAAUGAAGCUCUUUUCGGGGCAGCCAGGAUUGCAAAUCUCCAUAAACAUUCGCCAUCUUAAAACAUGGCUGGCGGGGGAAUUCUGGGAGUUGAAGUCCUCCCAUGUUAAAAUAUGCUGGCUGGGGAAUUCUGGGAGUUGAAGUUCAGCCAUUUUAAAGCAUGUUAGCUGAGGAAUUCUGGGAGUGGAAGUCCUCCCAUGUUAAAAUAUGCUGGCUGGGGAAUUCUGGAGUUGAAGUUCAGCCAUUUUAAAGCAUGUUGGCUGAGGAAUUCUGGGAGUGGAAGUCCUCCCAUGUUAAAAUAUGCUGGCUGGGAAAUUCUGGGAGUUGAAGUUCAGCCAUUUUAAAGCAUGUUAGUUGGGGAAUUCUGGGAGUGGAAGUCCUCCCAUGUUAAAAUAUGCUGGCUGGGAAAUUCUGGGAGUUGAAGUUCAGCCAUUUUAAAGCAUGUUAGCUGAGGAAUUCUGGGAGUGGAAGUCCUCCCAUGUUAAAAUAUGCUGGCUGGGGAAUUCUGGGAGUUGAAGUUCAGCCAUUUUAAAGCAUGUUGGCUGAGGAAUUCUGGGAGUUGAAGUUCAGCCGUUUUAAAGCAUGUUAGCUGAGGAAUUCUGGGAGUGGAAGUCCUCCCAUGUUAAAAUAUGCUGGCUGGGAAAUUCUGGGAGUUGAAGUUCAGCCAUUUUAAAGCAUGUUGGCUGAGGAAUUCUGGGAGUUGAAGUUCAGCCAUUUUAAAGCAUGUUAGCUGAGGAAUUCUGGGAGUGGAAGUCCUCCCAUGUUGAAAUAUGCUGGCUGGGGAAUUCUGGGAGUUGAAGUUCAGCAAUUUUAAAGCAUGUUGGCUGAGGAAUUCUGGGAGUGAAAGUCCACCCAUGUUAAAAUAUGCUGGCUGAGGAAUUCUGGGAGUUGAAGUUCAGCCAUUUUAAAGCAUGUUAGCUGAGGAAUUCUGGGAGUGAAAGUCCUCCCAUGUUAAAAUAUGCUGGCUGAGGAAUUCUAGAAGUCCACCCAUGUUAAAAUAUGCUGGCUGGGGAAUUCUGGGAGUUGAAGUCCAGCCAUUUUAAAGCAUGUUAGCUGAGGAAUUCUGGGAGUGGAAGUCCUCCCAUGUUAAAAUAUGCUGGCUGGGGAAUUCUGGGAAUUGAAGUUCAGCCAUUUUAAAGCAUGUUAGCUGGGGAAUUCUGGGAGUUGAAGUCCGCCCAUCUUAACGCUGACAGAAGUUGAGAAACACAAUCUCCGAAUCCUAUUUCAAUGCUUGAGAGCAAAAAGUUUCCCAUUCUGAAUUUUUCCCGACGUAGAAUCGACAUUUUAAACUUUGCACAGGAACAAAGAAAACCCGUUAUUUCUGCUUGGAAGUAGGAACCGAUCCAUUUCGAUCCGGCAGGGCGAUGCCUCCUUCUUCACGUCCCUCGUUUGCACGUUGUGUAAAUCCCCUCUCCUCCGGCUGGGUUUUUACUCCUCUCCCCGUGAUCUGUGGUGGACGCUUUCAUUUUGUAUCAAACCCUUUUGUUUCCCCACCCGAAAAACUCUGUAUAAACUGACCUAUACAUAGAUUAUAUCCUUAUACAGCAUAUAAAUAUAUAAAUAACAGGCCUAUUUAAACGAAAUACCUUAUUAUCGCAUGCCAGUGGGUGGUUGUCAUGCAACAGAACUUGUUAAAUGUUUGAUACCAAAUGUUUUGCUACAACGUGGUCACCGCUGAAGGCAGCCCUGACUACAACUUCAGACAUAAAUUUUGUAUUCCACUAUCGUUUUAUGUGUCUUUAUUUAUUUAUUGUUCGUCAAGUUGGUUAAAGCUUACGAACCUGAAAUCUC